Molecule: messenger RNA, 2080 nt
Organism: Synchiropus splendidus (mandarinfish)
Lineage: Eukaryota; Metazoa; Chordata; Actinopteri; Syngnathiformes; Callionymidae
Gene: rnf169
Product: ring finger protein 169
Exons: 6
Coding region: 439-1980 (513 amino acids)
Biological process (GO): double-strand break repair
Cellular component (GO): nucleus; site of double-strand break
Molecular function (GO): nucleosome binding; ubiquitin-protein transferase activity
Source: RefSeq, a predicted model, not a curated record
GGCGCUCUUUUCAACACUGUUGAGGGGCGCCGCGACCUGAAGACAAGAAGAAGAAGGAGGUCACAAACCCCGCCCAUCGCAAGCAUUUAUUGACUUAGUUCGAGCCUGAACGGCCCGAAAACGAAAAUUAGACAAGGUGAGGCGCCGCGUUGUCCACGAGCUUUCACGCAGUGGAGAAUGGGCUCCCAGCACACACGCAGUUGGAAGUGGCCGCGUUCAGACCCCACUUCCGGUUCCCCCCGUCAGUCGCUGGCUCCGGGAUUGAAACCGCAAAAACACCGCGGGGCGCCGUGUUGCUCCUGACUGUUGUUUGGAAAGAUGACGUGUGUUUUUGAUCACUUACGAGCUGUCGUUUUAUUUUGAAAGGAUUGCGCCGCUGUUGGCGGGCUGCCCUCGCGGGAAGGCGGGGUUUGUUUUCACUCCGAGCCGUCAGGUAAGAUGGCGACCAGCGGGUCCGCGGGGCGACCCGGCGGAACGUCCGCCGCCACGCGGCUCGGUGCCUCCGCCCAGGGAGCCGGGCCGCGGUGCAGCCCAGGGUGUGGAGCCGAGGCCACGAGCCAGUCCGGCGGCACUUUCCACGCGGCCUGCCCGGCCCGGGGCCAGUCCGGCUUCAGCCAGCGCUUCCAGAGGUGGAGAGACGGCGAGAGCCGCGCAGGGACGUUUGUCUGCCCUGCUGUCGUCCUGAGGUCCGCAGACGUGUCCGCCGGCACGAAACUCAGGGUGUCGGACGAAGGAGAGAAGGUCAGCAGCAGGAGGAGGAUGAGGAGGAGGAGGAGGUCUGAAGUUGGCCAGCGUGAGGAAGAGCAGGUGGCGCGGUCGGAUUCUGAGAACGAGGAGCCCCUGGGCUGGAGGGUCAGGAACAAGUCCGCCUUUGUCAGGAAUGUCUCCGGGGCUUCCCAGAGGAGCCGUAGCUGCACCGACCAGGAGGAGCAGAAGAGAGGGAAGCUGAAGGGGUCGCCGCUGUCCGCCGCGAGGGGCGAGGUGGGAAUGGACCACAGUGCCGCCGCUGGAAUCCUGCUGUCCACAGAGAACCGCCGCUCCGCCUCGGCCCCCGUCACCGGCCCGGACCGGCUGCUGGCCUGGUGCGCGGCGAUGACCUCGGCGGCCACGCCCCUGGGCCUCCCUCGGCCGCAAGCGGAACGUUCCGUCAGCCCCGACAGCAACGACAGCAUCUCGGAAGAGCUCAACCACUUCAAGCCCAUCGUGUGCUCGCCCUGCACGCCGCCCAAGCGCCUCCCCGACGGGCGAGUCCUGGAGCCCACCAUCGUCAAGUCCACGCCCCGAAACCUGAGCCGAGGUCUUCACAAGGCCACCAGCUACGAGGCCAGUCCGGCCGUCCUGCAGAAGUGGAGGCAGAUCGAGCUGGACCGCCAGAACCUCAAAGUGGACUGCAAGGCCACGCUGACCAGUCCGGUGCUGGAGGUUCGCGAGGACCACAGCGCCAAGACCGCAGCCCGGGGCAGGAACUCGCUCGCCGCCAGCAACAAGAGAAAGCUGGACUUCGAGUCGGAGGAGGAGGUCACGGGGCACCUGGUCAAGAUCCGAGUCCCUGCCGUUCGUUACGGCCAGCGGGUGGUGGGCGAGAGUGCGGACAUGGAGGCGGCGGGCGGCCCGGCGCUGUUCGCCGGAGAAACCCUGUUUGGCCGCAGUUCUGGCUUCCGGUUGUGUCGUCUGCAAGCAAAGGAGGCGGCGAGGAAAGAUCCUGACCUCCGCCUGCGCUCGUCCUCGGGGAGGAGCAGGAAGAGCCGCCAGAAGACCAGACACCUGGAUCCGCACCAGGACUUGGAGCACUUGGACCAGCGACUGGUUCUGAGGAGGAUCCAGCAGGAGCGACGCGACCGGUCGCUCGCCCUGCAGCUCCAGAGGCAGUUUGACCAGGAGGAGCGCAAGUCUGUCCGCAGGCCACGGGACUCCUACUUCCUGCGCUCGUGGAAGAGCAACGCCGGGCGGCGGCGAGGUCCAGUCCACGACAAGUCGUAGCAGGAUCCGGACCGUUCAGUGAGCCACAGAACCAAGAGGACUUUGACUUCCGGACCGCUCUUGUUUGUUUCCAACCCUCAGUAUUAAAUUAUGAAGGCUA